CUCGCCUUAAAACAUCUAAGCGAUGUUCCUUUCAACACACCUGGCCAGCCAGAGCUCCACGCUUCAUUGAGCUCAAUCCGGAGAUCUGUCAGCUUGUGACGUCAUCCCAAUCAGUCGCGCGGGGCGGACAUCAGCUGAUGAUCGCCGCUAAGCAGAGCAAACGUAAUCUUGUAAAUUUCUCGAAGUUAAAUAAUGACGUAGUCAGUGAAAGAAAUAAAACAUUUCAAAUUCUCUUAGAGUGUUUUGUUCUUCAAAGUCUACAAAAGUAAAUAGAUGUAGGCCUUUGCAUUGGAUACGUACUUCAAAUAACACGUUUAAAACUAAAAUAGUUGAGUCCUUGUGUCCACACUAACAAGCAGAGCAUGGCGACGUUCAAACCCUACGUCAUAGCACAAAGAACAAAAGUGGUGUCUGUUUCUGUGGUCAUCUUGGCCAUCGCUUGCAUUUGUCAGAUUGUUGCCAUAGCGACCCCAGGCUGGUUGACAACUCCAAAUGUCAUUGUUGGAUUAUUCAUUUACUGUGGUUCCUUCUCUGCCCAGUCUAGUACCAAAUCACUUCAUGACUGUGCAAGCAUACCAGUUAGAGAGAGUUCAGAUUCCCUUCAAGCUGUCAGAGUUAUGUCAGUACUGACGGCGGCAAUGCUUGUGGUGGCCUUCGUGACGUGUUGCCUCCAUACCUGGCAUGUAGUCAGGACAGAGAACAUAAAGCAUCACGUGGUCGUCGUCUGCGUUGUAUUCUCUUUACUUGCCGUUGUGACUACUCUAGUAGCAAGCAUCGUGUUUGGAGUGGAAUGUAAAAGAAAAAUGCCUUCUGACGGUGCAUUCAAAUCAUACGAACUCUACUAUUCAUUUGCAUUGUACGUCGCUGGCGGCAUUUUCACAAUCCUCGGUGCCGGUCUUGUAGUAGCCAGUAUCAAGAGUUUGACAAGAGUUUUGUUGGUGUAAUAAAAACGCCAAAUUGUACAUUAUAAUGAAGAUUUUCACAAUAAAACUAACAAUGUCAAGGACACUCAGUUUAAUUAUGCUGUUAUCAACUCAAUUUUAAAAAACUCGAGUUAUAGUUUUAACAAUACCCGAAUGCUUUGGCGUUUGAUCUUUGUUUCAACUGUACUAUAUAAGUAAUUGUUUGUAUCUCAUUUGUUUUUAAACAAUGAUAAAGGCAUAGAGUCAAAGUCUAAUGCCGCCUUCCAUAUAUAUAAAUUAUAU
This is a messenger RNA of Biomphalaria glabrata, 1205 nucleotides long. RefSeq lists its product as uncharacterized. The transcript has 5 exons. The record is from RefSeq and is a predicted model, not a curated record. The coding region runs from base 363 to 944 and encodes 193 amino acids. NCBI's taxonomy places the organism in Eukaryota, Metazoa, Mollusca, Gastropoda, Planorbidae.